AUGUAUUGUAUUCAUUUAGCCAAUGUGUACAGUGGUGUUUAUCCUCAACAAUCGGCGGCUGCUCCAGCUCCAGCUUACGGCGCCCAACAAUAUCAUUCGUAUGCCUCGCAGCCCGGCGUCCAAUACACACCGGAUUCGUUCUAUCCGAAUCAGGCGGCGUUGGUGGCGGCGUCACCGCAGCAGCAGCAGCAGCAGCAGCAAACCUACGCGAGCCCUCAAAUCGAUCAGGCGAAUCUUGCCAAGUACUCGCAGUAUCUCGACAUUCUCCAAAAGGCCUAUGGCAUCCAGCUGCCCGGCGAUUUGACGGCUCCCCAAUCGGCGGUGACGUCGGCGCCGACGCCGACAUACGCCAACGGCGACGCGUUGUAUCAACAGCAGAUGGCCGCCUAUCAGCAACAGCAAUUGGCUUUGCAGCAGCAACAGCAGGCCUAUCAGCAACAGUUGUACCAGCAGCAAUUGGAAGCGCAGAAAUCGCAGUCGCAAUAUGGAAUGCAGCCGAAUCCCUAUGCGGUGGAGCAGACGAAACAGCAGUCAUCGUAUCCGGGAGUUCAGCAGCCCCAGCAGCCCAGCUACCCUGUGCAACAGCCCAGCUAUCCAGUACAGCAACCUCAACAGCCAGCCAAUCCUGUUCAGCAGCCCAGCUAUCCAGUACAGCAGCCCCAGCAGCCCAGCUACCCUGUGCAACAGCCCCAACAGCCCAGCUAUCCAGUGCAGCAACCUCAACAGCCAGCCAAUCCUGUUCAGCAGCCUAGCUAUCCAGUACAGCAACCUCAGCAGCCCAGCUAUCCAGUACAGCAACCUCAGCAGCCCAGCUAUCCAGUACAGCAACCUCAGCAGCCCAGCUAUCCAGUACAGCAACCUCAGCAGCCCAGCUAUCCAGUACAACAACCUCAACAGCCAAGCAAUCCUGUUCAACAGCCGACCUAUCCGCAGCAGCCGCAAGCGCCACAGACUCAAUAUGUGAUGCCGCCGCAGCAGGUCAAGUCGAACUAUCAGACCGCCGCUCUUCAGACGACGGCGGCUCGUCCGCACGUGUACACGUAUCAGGGCAAUGGGCAACAGCAAGGCUAUCAAUCAAGCUCCUACGGGAAUGGUGUCGACGAGGAAGUUGGCGGUAGCGUCGUAUCGCAGCCAUAUGCGCCGACGGCCGCGCCGCGGCCCCAAGUGGUUGUGCCGCCGCGACCCGUCACCAAACCGGCGCCGCCGCCAACCGCCAAAUCGCAAACGACGCGACCGUACACGCCGCCGACGCCACCGCAAACGCGACCAUCGACGACGACAGCGGCGACGAAAUCGACGAAGCCGCCGAAAUCGACGAGCGGCGCCUCGUUGACGCAACAAAUUCGGAAAUUGCCGGCGGUGCUGUACGCCGAUUCGCGGCACGAGAACACCAAGAAAACCGAGACGCUCCUUCGCGACACCUACGGCCUUCCGUUGGUGACGUUCUACGUCGACAAGAAUGAGAAGCCGGCGGCGAUCGAACGACAACUUCAGGGUCUCACCGCGCACAAGGGAUUGCCAUAUUUGUUCAUUUGCGGAACAUUUAUUGGAAGCGAGACCCACAUCGACAAUUAUCAUAGUAAUGGUCAAAUUCCGCAACUCGUCGAGUACGUUUGUGGCGAUGAGAGGAAGAAGCAAAAGAAGACGACGAAAAAGACGGCAUCUUAA
Molecule: messenger RNA, 1668 nt
Organism: Caenorhabditis bovis
Lineage: Eukaryota; Metazoa; Nematoda; Chromadorea; Rhabditida; Rhabditidae
Source: the annotation of a GenBank genome assembly